AUGGCGGAUCAAGAUAAUCCCCCCUGUGAGGGCUUUGAGUACAUUUCUGACCUAGGGGAGCGUUCAUAUGGGUCUAUUUCUGGAAAAAUAAUGAAUCUCUCCAACGGACAUCAUCUUGUUGGACAAUAUGUCCAAGAAGUUAUGAUCAAGAAGGGUGUGCAUUUGAAGAUGAAACACUUUGAUAUCCUGAAGCAGUUUCAACAUUCCUGCGCUAUACCUCUUCUCAACUUUUACCCAGAAUCUAUGAAUAUGGGCAGAUUAAUAAUACCCAAAGUCGAUGAUGCAUUUGACAAUUGUUUUCUUGGGAUAGAAACAGAAGUUCUAUUUGAUUCAGAUGGAGGAAUGAAUAGAUUUUUCAGAAAUUCUGUCAUUGAGCUAUGUGAUAUGAUAAACAAACUCCACGGGAUGAAUUUCAUUCUGAAAGAUGGUAUAACUGUGCCUAAUUUAUAUGUACAGAAGCUAUCAGAUGGUCAGAUAAAAAUCAUGUUCCUCCUGUCAGAAGUAAAAGAAUCAAAACAAACUAGUGCUGAAGGAAGGUCAGAUUGGAACUCACUCAAAGUGCUUGUGGAGCGGUGCUUCUCAGAGAAACAUGUUCAGAUGAAGUCUGUCACGAGAUCGUGGAUAAAUUUUAUUGGACAACAGUCAUUUACCAUUGACAAGAUGAGAGGGUACCCUGAUAACUGGAACUGGGUAAGGAAAGGGGAGUACCUAAUGACCCUUAAAUCGAGGGAUCAUCGGGCGCUGCAAAAUUCACUAAGAGGGACUGGUAUUACAUGGCCUGAUGAACCAUUGCCUUAUGAACUGCAAAUUAUAGUUGAUUCAUCAGCAUCUGAAGGGCGUCAUUACAGUAAGGAGGUUCCACUCCACUACCUGGUAAUGCUCGCUAAUGCUUAUAAGCAUUUCUACUCAAUGGGUCUCCAUGAUAUUUUCGGGGACCUGGAAAUCUUUGUGAAGUAUAUCGAAGUGUGGACGACCACAAUUUGGACUGAGCUGUUUGAGAUAAUAGGUUGGCCAGUUAGCCUGCAUGGCAUCAAGUAUGUCAGGGAAAUAUUAUGGUAA
Messenger RNA from Triticum turgidum subsp. durum (durum wheat), 1059 nucleotides. NCBI's taxonomy places the organism in Eukaryota, Viridiplantae, Streptophyta, Magnoliopsida, Poales, Poaceae. The record is from the annotation of a GenBank genome assembly.